UACAUUGUGAAAUCAACAAAAUUACUUUCUGGUCGUUAUGGAUGUGAGGUUUCUAAUGGUAUUGAGCCUAAGCUGUGGUCUGAAUUCGAAAUCAUAAUUACUGUUUUGUCUAGGAGUUGAAGUUAUUUUUCAGCAGCCAUGGAUUUCAUAACGUUCUUCGUUCUUAUUGUCGAUUUGUUUACCACCAUUUAUGCUCAAACAAGUCCUAGAGUAGCUCCAAUCUCACCACUGGUAAAACCUGUGAUCGGAGGGAAAACAUCACUUGCUUGUCAAAACAUCGAGGGCACACCACCUAUUCAGCUCAAUUGGUUUAAAGAUGGGAAAGAGCUUUCUAAUUCUCAAUCGAUCAAAAUUCGUACAAUCGAAGAUUCAUCAAUGCUCAUCCUUGAUCCAAUUUCUACUAGUCACUCUGGAAAUUAUACUUGUAAAGUUUCCAACAACUUCGGAUCAGACUCUUACUCUACAGAACUGUUGAUUGAAGGUCCACCAUUCUGGAUUACUAAACCUCGACACAUCAAAGCCAAGAUAGGUCAAACCAUAGAGCUGGAUUGCAUUGCUUCAGGUUUUCCUAAGCCAGAAAUAGUUUGGAAAAAAUUCACAGAUGACAUGUGGACUAAUAUCAAUUAUCUUCAAAAUGUCCAAAUCUCGAAUGAUCACUUGAUUAUCAAUUCAAUUGACCGUCUUCAUGCUGGAAGUUACGGAUGUUCUGCUUCAAACAAAAUCGAACCUAAUCUUUGGACUGAAUUUGUAAUUAUGGUUGAAGUUGACAUAACAUUCAUUUGAACUGGAAAAUAUCGAAAUUCAAAAUAAUUACAACAUGUCCAAAGUUCUGGCCUUUUUUAUCCUGUUUAUGUACCUAUCCAUCAGUCAUGGUCGAGAAAGUCCUAAAGUAGCCCCAUUCUCAUCUUUGGUUAAACCUGUAAUUGGUGGUAAAACUUCAUUUGCCUGUCAAAGUCUAUUUGGAUCACCUCCAUUUCACAUAGCUUGGUUUAAAGAUGGAUAUCCAAUAAUCAUGGUUAUGACUCUUAUUCAUCUGAACUAACCG
Molecule: messenger RNA, 1045 nt
Organism: Tetranychus urticae (two-spotted spider mite)
Lineage: Eukaryota; Metazoa; Arthropoda; Arachnida; Trombidiformes; Tetranychidae
Source: RefSeq, a predicted model, not a curated record